CUGUCAGCCUAAACAACAAAAAAAAAGGGCGCCCCAGCAUGCAAACGGCCGUUAGUAUCCGAGGCCUGCGUGGGGAAAGUCCAGGCUUUGUUUCCUGGCCUUCACCCGGGCGGGGGGGAGGCUCGACGAGAGAAGGGACAAGAAGAUUGCCGUUCGGUGGCUGACAAGUAUGGACGCGAGACAGAAGAAGGAGGACGAGGUGGUGCACCUGCGCCGGCAGAUCGGCCCACUGCCCGCUGCGUCGUUCAUUAUCGGCACGGUGGUAGGAAGCGGUAUCUUCAUCGCCCCAAAGGGAGUUCUGAUGAACAGCGGGAGCGUGGGCCUCUCGCUGCUCGUGUGGGCGCUCUGCGGGGUGCUCUCCUUGUUUGGGGCGCUGUGCUAUGCUGAACUCGGGACUACUUUCACCAAAUCGGGGGGCCACUACACUUAUCUUCUGGAGACCCUUGGUCCACUUCCCGCCUUUCUACGCCUAUGGGUAGAGUUCCUCUUCAUCAGGCCGGCAGUGGCCUCCUAUGUGUCGCUAGCUUUCGGCCGCUACGUGGUGGAACCCUUUUUCACCCCUUGCGAUGCCCCAGUUUCCCUCAUCAGAUUGGUCAGCCUUCUGGGAGUGACAUUCGUGGUGGCCGUCAACUGCUGGAGCGUGACGGUGGCCUCUCGCACGCAGGUCACCUUGACCUUCAUUAAGACCUUUGCUUUGGUCCUCAUCAUUGUUCCAGGCAUCAUGGCGCUGGCAAAAGGAAAGACUGAGAACUUUCGAAACGGCUUUGAGUUUGAGGCAUUGACGCUGGACAGGCUACCGCUAGCUUUUUACAAUGGCUUAUACGCGUACGGAGGAUGGUUUUAUCUCAACACUGUGACAGAGGAAGUCAUCAACCCCAACAGGACAAUCCCGCUAGCCAUCAUGUGCUCCAUGGUGACUGUGACGGUCCUCUACGUGCUGGUCAACGUGUCUUACUACACCGUCAUGACUCCCGCGGAGCUGCUGCAGUCGGACGCUGUGGCGGUGACGUUCGCCAACCGCGCGCUGCAAGGCGUGUCGACCGUCAUCCCCCUUCUGGUGGCGCUGUCUUGCCUCGGGGCGCUCAACGGGGGUUUCUUUUCGGCACCAAGGAUGCUGUUUGUGGGAGCCAGGGAAGGACACUGGCCCCCCAUUUUCUCCAUGAUUCACAUCCGCAGACAUACGCCACUGCCUGCCGUAUUGUUUCUGUACCCGUUGGUGGUGCUGAUGCUCGUCACUGAAGAGAUCCAGCAUCUGAUCAGCUUGGCCUCCUUCGCGCGCUGGUUCUUCAUCGCCUUGGCGACGCUGGGGAUGCUCGUGCACCGCUUCCGCUUCCCUGACAUCCCUCGGCCUUUCAAGGUUCCUCUGGCGGUAGCAGUCACCUUCACCGCGGUCUGCUUCUUCAUCGUGGGUUUGUCGCUCUACUCGGAUCCCUGGAACACGGGGCGUAGCUGCGCCCUGACGCUGACCGGCGUCCCGGUGUACUACGUGGCCGUGCACCGCUCCCGACUGCCGCCCAGGUGGAGACGCGUCUUCGAUUACUGCGGCGAGAAGCUCCAGAUCCUCCUGGAAGUCGCCCAGCAGGAAGUCAAGACCUACUAAAGAUACAACUUUUCUUUCUGGUGAAUCCAUAAAAAGAGCUCCUCGUGUGACAUCUUUGGCAGUGUUUUGCUUAAAAAUAGUGAGAAAGUCAAGGUACAAGGAACAAACGCGGUUUUAUUGGACAAUCGUAUAACAACAACAAACAUUUCAACUGUGCUUCUCGGAGUCACUGCAUGAACUAUUGCAUACUAAUACAAUCCUAUUGCAAGUAAUUAUCAAUAGUGCUUCUUAUACUAUUUCUGAUAAAUAGCUUAUUGCUAAACAACCUUCACCACUUCCUAAACCCCAAAUCUGGAAGUAACUUUCCAGGCAACAGAGGACCCUCACAUUAAAUAAGAAAAAAAUGUGCAAAAUCAACAGAAAUACAAAAUACUUAUUAUAUAUUUGUCUGAAUAAACAAAGGUGUCAGUGAGGCAGUUCUUCAAAAGGAAACCAAAAAGCGCUGUUGAGCAGACGUCAAGUCAAAUGAAAUGUUCAAUGAAAAGACUUUUUAGUCUGUCAGGUAAAAAAAAAAAAAAGGUCCGCUGGCUAUAUUUCCAACUGCACAAGGAAUCGCAACGGAACAAAUUACCGUCUACUUGAGCUGCGGAAAGAUGUCGGACAGGCUGAGGUCAGCCAAUCCCAGUUCCUGCAUGUCGUCCAUGCUGAGGUCCACCAAGAUCUUGGACAGGCUUUCGUUCAUGGUAUCCAGAACCAGCCCCUCGGUCAGCGAGCGGUUGGCGGCCGCUAUGCUGCCGUCGCCGGCCUGGAGCUGCUCUAAAAUGAGCGAGUUAUCGUAAAAGUCUUCCAGGCUGACGGUGGUGUAGUUGUGCAGAGGCGUUCGAGCGGGGCCGCCGGGCGUGCGGAUGGGGCUGAAAUCCAGCAAGCUCUGGCCGCCGCCGGAGCAGGAGGGCAGCAGUUUGCUAGGUGUGGAGGAGGUCAGUCGUCCCACUUUCAUGGGGGUCUCGUGGCAGUGGAGGUCCGCGUCCAGGUUCAGGUUUGUAAAUGAGGUGACGAUUCCAGAGUCCCAAUUCUGUGAACAAACCAGGAGCGGUUCUUCGUGCUGCCGGCGUACAAGACUCUGCUUGCGUCUUGAGACCCUCGCUUCUUGGCGCUGGCUGGGCGUCUUGGGGCUCCUGAGGUGGCAAUCCUUCACCUCCAUUUUUGGCAGCUUUGCACGUGAAGCCUCAUCCUGAGCGGGCGCCAUCUGGUGUCAACAGGCAGCGCAAGUUGAUAGAUGUCCAAUCGCGUGACUUUUAAAAACUCAAUGAAAACUCUUUGAAUUUAUCGCUCUCAGACGUCCAAUCCGUUUGAACAGGGAAGUAGGGGUGUGCCAUCUUAGGCACCCCACAAUUCGAUUCGAUUACGAUUCAGGGUGCUACGAUUCGAUUAGUUCUGCAACGAUUAAUCGAUUCACUCGAGUAUUCGAUGAGAAAAAAGAUUCAAAUUAAAUUUUGCUGAUUCGAGUAUUUGUUUAAUUGUGUUGCAAUGGUUUAUUUUGAAAGUGUUUGCAUUCAGUUUUAUUGAUUUGGGUGGAUACACUGCCCUGUAGUCUGCCUCAUUUCACAUGGCUGAAUCCAGCUGCUCCAUGGUAAGAGCAACAUAAGCCAAGUUUUUGUUUUUUUAAAUGCAUCCGUAAUUUAGUUAUAGGUAUUGGUAUA
Corythoichthys intestinalis (scribbled pipefish) is the source of this 3240-nucleotide messenger RNA. Its product is annotated as cystine/glutamate transporter. Bases 170 to 1600 code for a protein of 476 amino acids. Gene Ontology annotation, molecular function: L-amino acid transmembrane transporter activity. Gene Ontology annotation, cellular component: membrane. The record is from RefSeq and is a predicted model, not a curated record. NCBI's taxonomy places the organism in Eukaryota, Metazoa, Chordata, Actinopteri, Syngnathiformes, Syngnathidae. Gene Ontology annotation, biological process: amino acid transmembrane transport. The transcript is spliced from 12 exons.